Stereum hirsutum FP-91666 SS1 is the source of this 2163-nucleotide messenger RNA. RefSeq lists its product as uncharacterized. The record is from RefSeq and is a predicted model, not a curated record. Lineage: Eukaryota; Fungi; Basidiomycota; Agaricomycetes; Russulales; Stereaceae. Bases 79 to 1362 code for a protein of 427 amino acids. The transcript has 2 exons.
AGCGACUCUCACCGCCAGUCUUCGUCGGGUCGGGUCGAGUCGGGCAGCACAUCGCUGCCCUCUGUUAUAAUCCCGCCCAUGUCUUUCUCUUCAUCACCACUCACAGAAGCCACCGGUGCGAGCAAUCAUCUCCAAAUGUCUAACACUCAUCUCGAGGUUCGCUUCGACGAGGAGUGUGUUCUCAUACCCGACAAUAUCACCCGCUCGCGCAUCCCACUACCCAGAUUUGUAUCCAAAUCCUAUUCUGUGCCCCUUUGGAAGAGGAGAGGCAACAUCAGCCCGGAUGCUACGCCACCUAAUGGGCAACCUUCUUCCCCUCCGAGCCAGUCUGCGGUGGAUGAGCCCGACCAUUUUUCCCUCACCGUAGCCAUACCUAGGCUAUCUAUGAGGUCACCCUCUCCAGGUCGUUCUGGUCUCUUCGACGAACACCACCCACCUUCCCCUUGUCUCAUUCAUCGCGAUCCGUCGUCUCCACCUCUGCAUCGCCCCCGUCGCCCGUCUUUACCGACAGCCACUCGCCAUGACCUCGCGACCGUACCGCUGAGGCCAUGCUGCGUUGAUUGCGUCUCUAUCACCGAACAAUCUCUCGCCGAAGGUGAUAACUGGACGGAGCACUUUACUCGCGCGGCGAGAAAAAAACGUAGCCUCAGUGUGGACGCUCCCCCUCAUGCGCGUAGAAGAGUUCACACUCACCAUCUGUGCCACGAUAUGAGCAUCAUCGGGUUGACCAAGGCAGCGCACGACAUCCGCAGUACCGAUACCUCGGACGUCAUAGAUGAGCCGCAAGGGUUUUUGACUGUCUCUGUCGACGAGGUGGAUCGCGUCAAGGGGAUCAGAGCUGAGGACGAGCUGAAGGCGCCCAAGCCGCCCAGCGAUGAGAGCACGGAGUCGGACGACAGCAACGAUCAAGCCGUGGGUGAAAGCCCAGAGGAUGGGCCCGCUGAGCUUCACCUUCCACCAUUGAUAUCCCGCUCUCGACCCGUGCUCUCUCCGAUCCCUAGCACAAAUGCCUCAGUCGACGACCUGUUCCAUCCCCGCUUGCCUCGAGAGCAGGCAGACUCAAUAUCUACGACACCUUCCCACCCUCAGGACAUGAUCUCGACAUCUUUACCCUCAGAACCAAAUCCUUUCUUCUCGCUCCCAACCCUUGAUUCCUCUCCGAUCCCUACCGUCUCAAGCCCUCGGACCCCUUCGGAAUCCACUGUAUCGUCAUCGCCAAAUAUCGGGUCGCCGACUCAGUCACCAUCUACGUCUCCGAAAAUACGUAUACAUCUGCCCAGUCGAGCGUCAUUCCUACGAGCAGGGUCGGAGGUCCUUCGCAGCGUCACUGCUUUCGGCUCACCCGGAGUGGGCGUACGCUGAGAACAACUAAACGACGUCUUCAUUUACUGUAUCUUUUUUGACUUUUCUUCCACCCUCUCCUUUGCUCGCUGCUGUGCCGUCUUUCGCUUUCCGCUGCCUUCACGCCUUCCAUCCACAAAUCGCAUAGCAUCUCUUUCGACUCGUCUAAAUGGGCAUGCCAACCACUUUACUUGCCCAGAAUACGCCAUUUCCUCGAAUUCUUUACUACCUUUUCCUCUGUACUUUAUAUCACGAAUGCGCUCUGUUGUUCUUGCUCGCAGUCUCAUCUUCACGUUCUCAUUUGGUCGUUUGGUUGUUGGGUGAUAUAUGGAGAUGUUGUAUGUACAGUAUCGUGUCGGUUUCGUUGUCGUUUCUAUAUAUUCAGUACGUGCCUCGUUUCGAGCAGCUCACUACGAGUCCAAGCCAGCCCGAACCACGCACUAAUCCAUGGUCGGAUCCCCUGCAAGUUCCCCAUUCUCAAGGAAUGCAAAGUCAAAGUAGGGAUCCACCACUGUCGCCCACUUGGCAUCUUCAAUGCCAUUAAACUUCAACCACUCCUUCGACUCUGCGCCCGGUCCCGUCACAGGCUCCUCGAUCGACUUCACAUACAUGGGGUGCAUGUCCAGGACGACUCUCCGGUCGCUGGCGAUGAUGAUCCAGUUUUGCGCGGGUUCGUUGGGCAUCCCGCGAGGGUGGAGGACGGGGAUGGCGUAGACACCGUAGAUUCCCUUGGACUGCCACGAGUUGUUCAACAUGUGGGUGUGUGAUGCGGAUUGGAUGUCGAGGCCGCGGCGCUUGCCUAUGGCGAUGAGUUGCUCUACG